Molecule: messenger RNA, 2626 nt
Organism: Erpetoichthys calabaricus (reedfish)
Lineage: Eukaryota; Metazoa; Chordata; Cladistia; Polypteriformes; Polypteridae
Product: DEP domain-containing protein 1B-like
Exons: 11
Coding region: 184-1776 (530 amino acids)
Biological process (GO): intracellular signal transduction
Source: RefSeq, a predicted model, not a curated record
CAAUUUGUUCCUCUUGGAUUCAAACUGCUGUAUUCACAGUAAUGUGCAUGGCUGUGUGUCUGCUAGUCAGGUUCUCGUAGUGCAAGUAACGAAAAGUGGAGACUGCAGGUGUUUGAGAACAACGAAGUUUGUCUUUUUUUUUUUUUUAUCCGCGCACAUGUCAGAGUGAUUUAAAAACCAGUUAUGGAAGAUAGAGUGAUUGGCCCUGGGCCGUAUCGAGCGACAAAGCUGUGGAAUGAAACUAUUACCUUGUUUCGAAAUGGAAUGCCAUUAAGGAGGCAUCGGAUUCAUUUCAGAAGUUAUGAUGGUUGUUUCACGGCUUCAGAAGCAGUGGACUGGCUGCACGAGCUCCUUCGACGCAAUCAAAACUUUGGCCCUGAAGUCACAAAGGCUCAGACUUUACAGCUGCUGAAGAAAUUUUUGAAAAACCAUGUGAUUGAGGACAUCAAGGGAAGAUGGGGUAAUGAAGAUUUCCAAGACAACGGCCAUCUAUAUAGGUUUCCUCCAUCCUCGCCAUUAAAGCCUUACCCAAAAAAGUCCUACUGUAAGGAAAAUGCAUUUACUUUGAAGUUUCCAAAACUUGGUGACUAUGAGCCUGUUGUGUUACAAGAUAAUGCAGUGAGACCACUUGUUUUGAAUUCAGAAGAUUGGAACAAACGUCAUAGCAUUGCAAUUGGAGAGGUGCCAGAAUGCCGACUUGUACACCGAAAAGAGAUCUCAUCUCGCAAUGUGGAGCAAAUUUGGAAGACCAUGACUCUAACAAAUUUACAGAAAAUUCUGGGUCUUGACUCACUGGAUGGACUGCUAGACUCUCAUUCAUUGAACUCUAAGAAUAUUCUUCACAAUGUGUACAAAGUUAACAAGCAGGGAGUUGUGAUACUAGAAGACAAGUCGGAAGAACUUCCUCAUUGGGUACUGUCAGCAAUGAAGUGUCUAGCCAACUGGCCCAAUGGCGGUGAGCUGAAGCAACCGAUGUAUCCUGGGUUUGAAAGGGAUGUCUUAAAAACAGUGGCAGAUUAUUUCCAGAAGCAGAAAGAACCAUUGCUUACUUUUAAACUGUAUGACACUUUUGUUAGUAUCCUUGGUCUCCUGCAGAAGCAGCAAGUUGCAACUGAGGCAUUGCAAGUCUGCUGUCUUCUUCUGCCUCGAGAUAAUCGGAGGAGGCUUCAGUUAUUAAUGAGGAUGAUGACAAAAAUUUGUCGAAACAUUGAAAUCCCACCUCUUAAUAAUGCCAUUGGGAACAGGACAUUGAUGGUUCAGACAUUCUCACGCUGUAUAUUGCGUUCAGAAGAUGAGGUUGAUUUGGAUGAGCUGCUGGCAACAAAGCUAGUGACCUUCAUGAUGGACAAUAGUGAUGAGAUACUUAAGGUUCCUGGUAAACUGCAGACAAUGGUGGAGGAGCACCUGUCUCACUUAAGAAGAGUUCAGAUAAAGUAUGCUGGUGCUGAUGCAGAUGCAUCUUUUGUUUCCCACUCUUACUGCAAACGAAUCAGCAAGGAAGAAUUUGAGGAGCAGAGAACAAGCAGUGCCCAGGUGCCAAUGGCUGAACUGCUAGAAGAGAUCAUCAAGGAUACAGAGCUUUCUGUCAAAGAGAAAAAGAAGAAACUUAAACAGUUUCAGCAGUCUUAUCCUGAAGUCUACAGGAAGAGGUUUCCUACAGUAGAAAGUGAGAAAUCAUUGUUUCCUGAAAAACCCAAGAUAAAACCACAGCUAAUGUUUUUCGCAUUAAAAAAACCCUUCCAACCAUUUCAAAGGACGAGGAGCUUCCGGACAUGAAUACGCUUUCUGAAAUGGAAACCUCGAGUGGUCUUUCACCUCAUAGGUUUUAGUCUAUGCCAUAUCAACUGUCAUUCUGUGUCAAUGAGAAGAUCGGAAAAUCCUCUCAAUUAGUUGAGUUUUUGUCAUUUUUAAUGUUUUUAUUUUUUUAAUAUUUUGUUUAAAACUCUUCCCAGAUGCCACGAAGAAUUGUGUGAACGGUAUGUUUUUUAAAAGGGGAAAGUGUUAAUUUGUAUCUGAUAAUUUUAUUUUGCAGAAAUAUUAAGCAUUAAGUGUCCACUUAUUUUAAUUUUGUCCACAAUUUCAGUUUUGGCUCAAUUAUGCAAAUCUUAAGUAUUUAAAAGAAAACAGCUCAUCUAAAACUUUUAAUUUGUACUUUUAACUAACUUAGAAGAUUUCACUGGUAUACUUGAAAAAAUGUUCAGAUUUUUAAUGAGAAUGCUGCUUUGUCAUGGUGGGUAUGAUCUGAAUUAUAUCUGUUACAGUAUCUUUAUGGAAUUUCUUUGGGGUGUGUGUGCAGCUGUUUUUUAAAUGGUGAAAGGAGUGUUUUAAACUGCAGAACUUGUAUCUUCUAUGAAAGUUAACUGGGAAAGUUGUAAAAGCUCUUAUCAUAACAUUUCUAAUAUUGUGAGAAUAUUUUCUGUUUUACAUUUCAUAGUAUACAUGUUUAUUUCAUUAGACUAUAGUGCAUCUACUGUUCAGACUUGGUCUGACCUUUACAAGCAGUAUUAUUUGUACAUAUUUAUCCUUUGUGCCUUCUACUGUGCAAUUCUCGGAUUAACUAAAAAUCCCGUUUUAAUGUUCUUUGUAACAGAUUUGUGUAUUAAAGUCUUGUCAGUUUUAUUGUGAA